Molecule: messenger RNA, 2489 nt
Organism: Mercenaria mercenaria
Lineage: Eukaryota; Metazoa; Mollusca; Bivalvia; Venerida; Veneridae
Exons: 6
Coding region: 312-2489 (725 amino acids)
Cellular component (GO): cytoplasm
Source: RefSeq, a predicted model, not a curated record
AUAGCAGGGAGGUAGGCUGAUAUUGUUUGCUAAUUUUUAAUUUAGAUUGUAUUUAUUGUACGGAUAUAUCUGUGUAAUUACCGAAGAACUUAAACAUUAAAUUGAUUAAUAGCUUUUCUGCUAUACUUUGCAGUUAUCAAAAUGACUAUUAAUUUUGUGACCUGCUACAAUUUAUUCCUGGAGGCUGGAGUAUUGAGGUGUUUAUUUUUGUGUGACUUGAAACUAUACAUUUAAACGAGAGGUAAAAGAGCAAGUCAAUAUUCGAAGGUCUAUUUUUACCUCAUUAUUUAGUUUAUUACUAAUUAAAAACUAUGGCGUCUACACCAACGUCUCAACAAACGACGGAUGAAGAAGGCCGGAAUGAAUUCCACCGUGUCAUCUCAUUGCAGUAUGAAUGUGUUACGGAUGUACUGCGAGAGCUUCUAGAUUACAAGUUAUCAAUGAAUAAUAUCAGUUUAGAAAGAUACCUAAGAAGUUGCCAAAUCCACUUAUUGGGAAAGAAAUAUGUAACACAAUCACAGGAAGAGUUAUUGAAAUCCCCCAAUCCAGACUCAAAAAACAUGGAUUUAACAAUGUUAACGAUGAUAUUACUUGCAAAAUGUAAACAUAUGAUUAACAUUACGCCAAGAGAAAAAACGUUAAUAGAAACUUUGAGAGAACAUAGAAACGCACUUGCUCAUAAUAGUACCGGUCGCCUGAGUGACAAUAAGUUAUUUACAGAAACUAGCAAUGAUAUUAUGACACUUGCAAAAUCUCUUAAAGUGACUAGCCAAAAUAAUUUGAAAGCCUGUAUUGAUGAAUUAAAGCAGAGAGCAUGCGUCAGAAUACACUCCAAACUCGACAUCAUGGAGUUUAACAAGGAGCAGUUGCGUGUAGUUCUCGUACAUAAGGAAGAAAACGGAGAAGUGGAAGACGAGGUAUUCAGUGAAACAUUGCUGAAAUUCAACUUAACAAAAUGGGCGAGGCAGAUAUCACGAGGCUUUGACGUACAGAAAAUGCUGAAAACUCUCCAACAACAGAAUGUUAUAACAGAAGAAGUAGUAAAGAGAAUAGAGGACACCGUAUAUGAAUGCAAUAAAGCAGUUGCAUUCAUUGAGUUUCUAAUCAAAGAUGGGACAAAAAUUCAAAUUUUGAAAUAUUGUAAACAACUUCGGGCUGAAGGUCAACAUUUAGCAGACCUCAUUGAAGGAAAGAAUACGGACGGCCGCGAAACUGUCGAUGAAAUCAAGAAACAGGAAGAACACAAACUGAAAGAAGUGCUACAUGAACUGAUAACAGUUAUGGAAACAUGCGAAGAAACAUGCGAAGCUGUGCAUAUCUAUGUAGAAGAAAAACUAGGCUGUGAUGUUUCAUUUUCAUUAUUAAAUGAGACUAUGGACCGUUUGUUUGGAUGCACUGAUAAAGAUGGCUGGUAUGAAGGUAUAUCUAUACAAAAGAGAAGUGACGAGGAUGGCAAAAAAGAAAAAACUAUUGAUGAUAAAGUUAGUGUUGCAGCAAUGUCAUUUGAAGAUUAUGCAAAUUACAUGGGAAGUCAGUUCCGCUCUAUUGGCGAAGAUAUCUGUGAGAAGAUAACCAGUGCCAUAAAAGGCGAAGCUCUUCAAAUGGAAACAUUUAGUGAAUUGACCAAUGAGGAGCUGAACGAAUGUUUUGCUCAUUAUUUAGGAUCUAAACUUUUACCGUUCGGUAUAAAGAAACAACUACAGCGUCUGCAAACGCAUAUCAAAAAUCAAAUAAAAUCAACAACAGUAACUGUACAAUCUGAAGGGUCACUUCGAAAGUUUGACAAGCCGUGCCUCAGAACAUAUGAAAAAUGUGAAGUAAGUUAUAGUUUGGGAGGCGAUCAGAAUAUUCCCGCACACGAAUUCGUCCAUCCCGAGUCUUCAAGGUUGACGACACAUUAUAUUGUGAAGAAAACAGUGCGAUUUAUUUCGGCUUGUCUGAAUGCAAGGAAAAAUGGAACAAUACAUUUCGGUAUUAAACGAACAGGGCGAAAGAAAGGAUACAUUAUUGGCUGUGAAAAUACGACGACUCUUUUAGAAUCCAUGGAUCAAAUCAUUCUGAAUGGUAUAAGGAGAUGUUUUGGCCACCUGAACAAUCACCUACAAAAAAAUAUAAUACGAUGUACGAGACCAGUACAUAUUAUACACGUCUCAGGCGAAAAUUCAGUUGUGGUAGAAAUUGAUAUUGUGCCGUUUGAUAAACAUUUAGCAGAUUCAUUCUACUCUGCAAUGUUUCCUCCAAACGGGCCGCAGCGUGAAGUGUUCUUUUUGUAUGAAGCUAGCCCAAACUGUGAUAUCGUUGAAAUAGAAAGAGAUAGGGUUGAGGCCGCAAAGCUCGAGUUGAAGGAUGCUAUUAGGGAGAGACAAAUUCUCGAUGCAGAAACGCUUAGACAUUACCGUUCAGCAUUCGAUCUCGUUCAGCAUUUAACUUAUGAACUUACUGGAGAUAUUUUAUCCAAUAAUAUGUGCAGGAAAAAUGGAAACAACUGA